This is a messenger RNA of Varroa destructor (honeybee mite), 7529 nucleotides long. Its product is annotated as serine/threonine-protein kinase PLK2-like. Gene Ontology annotation, molecular function: protein binding; ATP binding; protein serine/threonine kinase activity. Gene Ontology annotation, cellular component: kinetochore; spindle pole; centrosome. Gene Ontology annotation, biological process: protein phosphorylation; mitotic spindle organization. The record is from RefSeq and is a predicted model, not a curated record. NCBI's taxonomy places the organism in Eukaryota, Metazoa, Arthropoda, Arachnida, Mesostigmata, Varroidae.
ACGCUCCGCUGCCGGCAGUCAGGCGGUUAGCUCGAGAGUGUACUCUGGACGAACACUGUGACUUCGUAUCGAGCGACAGUGUCAGCAAAGGUAACUGCUUAAGCGCACUAGGAGUUGGAGUUACGUCGUAGGCAAUUUGUGUGCAUAGUCCGCCUAAAAAAGAACGGAUGUCACCAUGUAAUUACAUCCCGUUAACCUACCUGUCAUUUGCGCCCUAAGCAGAUAGCGUGGUCCAGGAACCAUUGCUAUCAAAACGCUGUCAAGCGUCGUUUACUGUUAACACAAAGUGGCAGGAGUGAGAUCAAAGUAACUGCGGGCAGCUAAGGUAACGAGAUAACAGGACUGAGCGAAAGCCAUUUAAUAAUAAUAUACAGUGUGUACAAAUACGCGUGACAAGUGUUCAAUACGAAAUCGACUAUUCGACCGGAUUGCAAUUGUUCGUUCGUUUUUCGUUACGGUGCUUCGUGACGUCGAUACGGCGCGAUGAUCCUCGUUACUCGAUUCGUGGAAUUGUAAACGUCUCGUGAUCAAUUAGAGCGAAAAAAGAUUCAGCAAGUGUCCACUAUUAAUCUGGCCAGCUUUCUUUGUGUGCUAGCAGUAUCUUCUAGUUCUAGUUUCAGUUAUUAUUAGGAUUGGUUUAUCCUGUUAGCGCCAUUGAUGCGCUGGCGACAUUUAAAGCAGGUCGAAUUCUAUCGGUGACAAUUCACGUUAUAGCUAUUUUCGUUUGAAGCGUGCAAAUAUAUAUGGGAUUUCUGGCGAAUAAGACCCGUUAUGAUCGGAUUACUUUGAUGAUUUUAUCAAGUUGACAACGAGUUUUUUUUUUAGGUUGUCAAAUUCACUGUUGUUCCUAAAUUAUUAGGUCCGCAGUGGGUAUUCAUAUUUUGCAGAGAAAGAGACUACAAAAAAGCUAUAGUAGGAGCUGCAAUGUCGGUGACCGUCACCUUUAUGUGAAAUUCAUUAAGCUGUUAUAAUGGGCAAAGUGUGAACGAGUUUUGGGUGCUAUUUCUGCUUAGAAGCAGCAGAAAAAAAAAGAACGAAAAGUUAUAGUGUCUAGUAACGAGACUCAAGUCACUGAUAGGCGAUAACCGCCCGACGACAGGGCCACUAGACCUGUUGCUGCUGCAGCAUUUGUACCCCUGUGCGGCUUAACCCCUUAAAUCCGUUCAAGCCAUCGCUGUCACUACCCGCGAACCGUCGGUGCAUAUACAGGAAACGUCAAUGUGAUUUGCUGCAGACAGCUCAACUUCAGCGACCUUUUCGAACGUAAACCUCGAAACACGCUGGAUCGCACGUGACAAACAACAACUAUUCGGCGAGAUGAGUUCGCUCGGUUGUGUCCUUUCGGUGCAGCAGCAGCAGCAGCAACAACAACAACAGCAACACAAUUAUCACUUGACGACACCGAACUCGAGUCCAAAAGCUGAGAGCCUUACUGUGUCGAGAUCGCGCUCUCUAUCGCGCCGAAGUACACCCAGCAGUUUGGAGGGUGGCCGAAGUUAUGAUGGUUUGAGAGCUGGAGGGAGCGCCGAUUCCGGCUGUGUUACCCCGAACGAAGUGUUAUCCGGUUCCGAUCUCGCCAGAGAUAAUUUGCGACAAUCGGCAAAGCUUCAAGCCAACAACAACAACACCAUCGAGGUGCCUGAAUACAUCAUCGAUCGACAGACCAAGAUCACGUACCUCAAGGGCAAAUUCCUCGGAAAGGGAGGAUUCGCUCGGGUGCAUGAACUAACUGAUUUAACAUCAAAUCGGACCUUUGCUGGAAAAAUUAUACCCAGAUCCCGUCUAACUACAAGCGAUCAACGUAAGAAGUUAUACCGUGAAAUUGAGAUCCACGAGCCGUUGGCACACAAACAUGUCGUCCGCUUCCAGCAUUUCUUCAAAGAUGAACACAAUGUCUACAUAGUCCUCGAGUACUGCCCCCGCAAGUCGCUGGUCCACGUCCUCAAGAACCGAAAAGUUCUCACUGAGCCUGAGGUGCGAUACUUUCUGGCACAACUCGUCGAUGGCGUCAAGUAUAUACACUCUCAGGGCGUGAUGCAUCGUGACCUCAAACUCGGCAAUAUGUUCCUAUCCGAUCAGAUGCAUGUGAAAAUUGGCGACUUCGGUCUGGCUGCGAAGGCUUACCUUCAUUUGAAUAAUCACGACGGAUCUAAAAAGAUAACGGUUUGCGGAACCCCGAAUUAUAUAGCCCCUGAGGUCCUUAACAUGAAAGGACACGGUUUUGAAGCAGAUGUGUGGGCUAUUGGCUGCAUCAUGUACGCGAUGUUAGCUGGAUGUCCGCCUUUUGAGACAUCUUCAUUAAGCGACACGUAUCACAGAAUUACAAAUAAUAUCUACACAAUUCCGGAAGGAGUUUCGGAGCCUGCUCAGAAGCUAAUCCAGUGGCUACUUCGUCCGCGACCUCAAGAUAGGCCCACCCUGGAGCAGAUUCUGACACAUGAAUUUUUCACAUCUGGAUACUAUCCCAGACAACUCAGUCCGACUUGCUGCUACUCCGCCCCCCGCUUCUACAGCAAAAGUCCGGAUCGGGAAAGCGAUGCAACAAAUAAAUUGACGGCUAUGGUCGCUAACAUCAACAUUGAUCCCCCUCCUCAGAGAACAAAAACCCCACGAAGCCCUGCAGGGUCGCCUUUGCAUAAACCUCAGCCAGCAAGUAGCCUUGGCAAGAGUUCGUUCCCGCAAGCCUUCCGUCAAAGGAUUCACUCUGUUCUUUGUCCAGAUACAGCCGGUCUGAAAAAAGGCAAGAUGGGCACAACGAUGCUAUUACACCGGACGUUGGCAAGGGCUGUCGAGGAGAUCUCCGAUGUGGCCUCGGAAGUUAACCCUCCUCCGGUAAAUGGACUCUGCGUGCCGUUCGUCACCAAGUGGAUCGACUACUCGAACAAAUACGGCUUUGGCUUCCAGCUAUCGGACCAUUCAGUCGGUGUCCUUUUCAACGACACUACCCGAAUUAGCUAUUCAGCCAAUAGACAGAGAGUUGAAUACCAUGACAUUAAUGGCAAAGUAAGUGUUUUUACUCCGGCGUCGAUACCUCCAACCCUUGAGGAUCGCUUCUAUGUCCUAAAAUACUUUGCCAAUUAUAUGGAGGAGAACCUGAAUGAGGGCGGUGACCUGGAGAUGCAACAAGAAGCAAUGCGGCGGAAACAGUGUAUUCCGACGAUGAAACGCUGGGUCAGGACUAACCAAGCAAUUGUCAUGCAAUUGUCCUGCUCGACGUUACAGGUGAAUUUUCUCUCAGACCAUACGAAAAUGGUGGUAAAUUGUGAGAGGCCUUCGGAACCCCUGCUUAUGUACAUCAACGAAGAGCGUAAAGGCAUGACGUACUCUCUCAAUGAGCUGGCCCGUGUCGGUUGCUCACCUGCCAUACGAUCGCGUAUCCAGUACGCCUUAAACACACUGCAGGACCUAAUAAAAAUUCAACAACAACAACAGGUCUGAAUGAGGAAGCGUCCCAGAUAUUGUCGGAUCGUGGAAUACGUAUUAGUGAUUUGUAAGAGCAACAAACAAACUGUGCCAUUCUGGCAUGCAAGCAGGUUUUCCCGUCGUUAAGUGACGAUUAUGCUGCUGCUGUUAAUUCUGAUUAUGAUUACUCUGCUGACAUCACCGCGCUAAGCUGCCCCAUAUUGUGUGGAUCUGCCCGUGCCCCUGAGCCAUGUGCCUGCCUAGAAGUAUUUGAAGUACCUUGAAACGCGGGGUCCAGUUAAAUCCGGGCCGACAAUGCUCGACAGCGGUGCCUACGUAAUGACUGCCAGACAGCGCGGGCGAACCCCGCAGACCUUGCUGAUGAAGAAAGACGACUUAAUCGAUUAGGAUAAGCCUUGCAAUAAGCACAGAGCCUCCGAUCUCAACGUACCGUAGCCGAUAGUCCUGUCGAUUAUGAUGAGGCGUGUAGGCAACUAUGAACUGGGCAGACUCAAUAUGUUCAUUCUAGACAAAGGCGUUUAGACUAAACAUAUUGUUGGUAUAGAAAUAUCAGCCUAUCAAAUAACAAAACGUACGCAACUAUGCCUGCCAUACUUGCCGUGGUGAGACGUUAAGAUUAUGUCAAGAUUACGCCGAUGCUAUGGAAUGAAAUUUUGCCGUACAGCUGCGAUUGACUGUAAACUAUAGUGAUUGAUACCAAGGAAGAGAGAGGAUGCCGAUAGGUCAAUGGAAAUCGUUUUGUUAGAGCAGACGCCGCUGAACGUUUCCCCCUUCCCCACCGUACUCUUACGCCCUCAAUCAAGUUCAUAGCCUUAUCCUGAAGUAAUUACAUUUUUGUCUUGGUUGCAGUACUAAUCGAGAAUUACCCAACUCUACAUUAGCCGAGUGAACUGUUUUUACCUCUUGUUUGAGACGACUUAAUUUAUAAUGUCGUUAUCUUUAAGUAAUUCGUCUUAUCUAACCGGUUAGCCUUAUAGAAAAUUGAUGAACUGGUUGUUAGCAAAUGACUGAAGGCAUCGACGUUCGAUUGUAGAAGAAUACAGCGACAUAGGCCUGAUUGAUUGAACGCUAUUGAGAACGGUGUCUUAGUGAUGGAAAACGUGGAGACAUUUCGGUUGGAUGCCCGUAGUCCUCCUCUGGGGACCUCGGAAGCACUUCUUCUCGGUGAACUCCUUUUUAGCCCUCUGCUUGCAAAAACUAAACGAUUGUCAAGGCAAGAACCCUUGAAGGCAAAGGUGACACGUAACAUUUUUUUUUUAUCUCUUAUAAUUGUUUCUACAGAAUGGUUCUAUUAGCGGACCGGUUACUAGUAGAAUUAAUCAAUCGCCAUAUAUUUACUAAAGACUAGGGGCGUCAUCCUGUUCUACUUGAUGCCUUGUCCCAAACACGACUAAGACAAGUCAAACACUUAUAUAAGCGUGUUUACAAGCGGCGAUCGUAUACCCUUACGUAUAAAUAUAGAUAUGUUCGUUUUAUAUAAUAAGUACUACUAUAUUAAUUACUAUUAUAUUAUAUCCAGUUACUGUACAAGCAGUAUAUGAUAGGAAUGUAUAUGAUGUGUUUUGUUUUUUAACAGCACACUGCGUGGAGGGGUAACAUUUUCAACACAAGUUUGGGGCGCGCUUGUGAAUUGAAGACGGUCACCGCACCGCUGUUGUCGUCGUUACCAUUCGCCGCCGCUGUUCAAUCUUUUAGAUAUUCGAGUCAUUUAUGAUCUUGGCUCGGUUUCCCCGAGUAACCGAUGCCACAGACUCAGUAAAACGGCCCUGCGAAUUACCGUGAAAGGCGCCUGAUCGAAUUAGACGACAACGGACUAAGUGCCGUCAGACAGCAUCAAAAUUUUCCCGUCACCAUCAUUUUUCACGUUGGUGUCCUUUUUUUUUGAGACAGGGACACUGUCACAUACAUGUCCAUGAGGUCAGGGCACCCGUCCGAGCAGAAGACAUUUGCAAUUUUUUGAGGCACCUUGUCGUGUUUCGUGCUCGCCCGGGGUGUUGCCACAAACAAACUGGCCACUGAGAGGGAAAUAACGCGUACGAUGACAUGGACACGCGCAACAAUGCACGGAUAUAAUAAGGCUUUGGGUGAAGACAGCGGCUAUUGGCUGUGGCAGUCGUGCGCAAGGUAUCCUUAUCUAGAGCUUUUUCACACAGCCAGACAAGGAGAACAAGACAUUUCGGAACUGCGUUAAGUAGCAUCGGCCGCGCUGAAAUGGCCAAUCACUUUUUUGCGGGUGUAUUACGUUGACACAACCAUUUUAAGGCUCGAAAAGUAUGACUGUUCUAGUAGCUUCAAUAAUCGGUGCUGGUGCCGGUCUGGAAGGCAGGUACUUUUUGUUGAAAAGUAUAGAAUUGGGUCAGUUAUAAAGCUACAAACAAGUCAGGCUUGUAGUGUACCUGUUAGUUAAAAUUAAUGCAGACCAUGAUUGUUAGUGACUCGCGUCCGUUGUCCGAAUAAUAGAGUACACAAAUAAACUCCUUAUAAACAGUAGAUUAAAGCGAAGAAAAAAGGGUGAGAAUAUCCGGGCUAUCAAUUCGUUUCAUGUUUAAUACGCAGAUGAAUUUCGUACAACUGCUUUACUCAGAAGGUGUUGCAUGAUAAAAAUUACGGUUACAUAGGGGGAGUUUUCUCUGGUGCCCGCGGACCCAAAAUAAUUAGAUUUGGGGUUCGACUGCCAACUUUAACGUGGCGACUUUUUUGACGAUUUGAAUCCAUGAACUUUAGAUACGUUUUGAGUAAAGUGAAUAAGGUUACACUUCUUACCGAAAUAUAUAAAGUUACAAAUUCGCCCCCUUUGGUGCUACGGGCAUUAUUGCUUGAUGCCGGGUUACUAGAGCUAAGCGGUACCACCUUCCACGAAAAAAACUCAGGAAAGUCAAUAGGACAAUAAUUUCUUUUCAACCCACCUUCUAACAAAUAACGUCACAAUGUUCGAGGUUACUAGAGAACCUCCGAUCAGGCAUAUUUGUCAGAUUAUGACGUUUCAGUGUCCUUAGAGCUGUGUAUAGUAAACGACUGGAGAAAAGACGCGACAUGCUGUGGUCGUUUGCUGCAAGCAGCACAGCUGGAAAGAGGGAAAAUUUAGUACGGGAGCAAGCGUAGGGUCCUGAAGAGGGUGAAACGUGCCAUGUGCCACCAUAGCCGUCUCAUUAGUACAGUGGACGGACGCCAUUUACGAAGCGGAAAAUGCAGCGAACCCCCAGCUGCAGCAGGAGGACGACUGACGCGAUGAGCUCUAGACGCAAUCAUAACCUAAGACUCCCCAAAUAUUAUAGAGAGGAAAGGGAAUAGAACCCAGGCUCGUGCAAAGAGAGAAAUUGGGUGGGUGACAGUUUCGAGGUCGAUGUCUACCUUCACUCGUUGCGCGCAUUACAUACAUAAUCGCUAUCGAGCAUCACAGCAGCUGAUAUCAUUCUCGAUCACUGAUCAUGGCGGACAUUAUUAAGGCAUAUAUAAAUAAGUAUAUAAGUAUAACGUAUAUAUAAAUAAGUAUUAUAUAUAAUAUGUUCGUAAUGGCUAUAUAUAUAUAUAUAUAUAUAUAUAGCCAUUACGGAUAUAACGCGUAACUGAAGGCUGACUGGCUGAUUGAUUAAUCGGUUGAUUGACUGUAAUCAUGAUAUGUUAACUGCUAUAAAAGCAGGAUGACAGAACGUUGGGAGUGUAAUUUUCUACAAAGGUGCCAACGAAAUAUUGUAGACAUAAUUAUAUAACGGAGAAUAAGAAAUGGCAAAUUUCGUAUUGAUACAAGACGUUGGACGACGUUGAACGUUCGUCGCGACUGUUCCAAUUCGGGUUACUGCGAUAAUUUGACGAGAUGAGGUACGUCGUCUAUUCGAAAUUAAGGAAUUAGAAUACAACAGUGAAGGUGUACGAAUAAGAUGAGCGGAAAUGAAAACAGAGACAAAAUGUGCGGAACGUUCGCGUAUAACAGAUGCACCGCAGGUAAACGUGUAUUGUGUACAUAGCAGGCAAUAGGCAUACCCUUAGCAGCUAUAUCGUACUGUUGGCCCUCAUCGGCGACAGUCCGGCCUUCUCAACGACUUUAGUCAUUAAGAAAUUCAGAGUGGUUACUGUAAAUAAACUUUUGUACUCAACACAGAACCGAG